CGUCAGAUUCGACUGUAAGUUAUAUCUUCUUCUUCUUCUUGUUCUACAUGUUCCUCCCAGAGAGAUCUCAGUUGCUGAAACUGUCCGAAUGAUCUUUGAUUGAACUACUUUUUUGUCUAGAUUAGGGGAUUCAUGAGUUGAAGGAAUCUUAGAGAAGAGUAUGUUUGAUUGUGGCACAAAUGGAGUCAAAUCUCAAGUAAUCAGUGGCCAUCGUGAGAAGUUUAUCAGGUUAGAGAGUAUGGACUCAAGGUACUCUCAGAGCUCCGAUAAUACAGGCCUAAACAAAUGCACAUUAAACAUACAAGCGCCCAAACGUUUCGCUCAAGGAAGCAAAACAUCGUCCGGAUCUUUCAAGAACGGCUUCAGAAAAGGCUCCGAGGGUCUUUGGUCCAUUGGAAGAUCCAUAGGACUCGGCGUUUCGCGCGCAGUCUUUCCAGAGGAUCUCAAGGUAUCAGAGAAGAAGAUAUUCGAUCCUCAAGACAAGUUUCUCUUGCUCUGCAACAAGCUCUUCGUUGCUUCCUGCAUCCUCGCGGUUUCAGUGGACCCGCUCUUCUUGUACCUUCCGUUUAUAAACGAUAAAGCGAAGUGCAUCGGUAUAGACAGGAAGCUGGCGAUCGUAGCGACGACGCUGAGGACGGUUAUAGAUUCUUUUUACCUCUUUCACAUGGCUUUGAGGUUUAGAACGGCGUACGUUGCUCCUUCUUCGCGGGUUUUUGGGAGAGGGGAGCUUGUGAUUGAUCCUAAACAGAUAGCUAAGCGGUAUCUGCAGCAGUACUUCAUCAUUGAUUUGCUUUCUGUUCUUCCUCUUCCGCAGAUUACAGUUUGGAGAUUCUUAUACACUUCUAAGGGUGCUAAUGUUCUGGCGACGAAGCAGGCACUUCGGUAUAUAGUGUUAGUUCAAUACAUUCCGCGUUUUCUUAGGAUGUAUCCUUUAAGUUCAGAGCUGAAGAGAACAGCAGGAGUGUUCGCUGAAACUGCUUGGGCUGGUGCUGCUUACUACUUGCUACUCUACAUGCUUGCAAGUCAUAUUGUUGGGGCUUUGUGGUACUUGCUUGCCUUAGAACGCAACAACGACUGCUGGAGUAAGGCUUGCGUCAAGAAAGACAACUGCACCAGAAACUUUUUGUUUUGCGGUAACCAAAACAUGGAAGGUUAUGCUGCUUGGUACACUGCGAAAAGUUCGGUUCUUCAGGAAAAGUGCCCUGUCAAUGUCACUGAAGGGGAAGAGCCUCCUUUUGAUUUUGGAAUCUACUCGAGAGCUCUCUCCUCUGGCAUUGUCUCGUCUAAGAAGUUUGUCUCAAAGUACUUCUUCUGUUUGUGGUGGGGAUUACAGAAUCUUAGUACACUUGGUCAAGGGCUUGAGACUAGCACUUACCCUGGAGAGGUUAUAUUCUCCAUAGCACUUGCUAUUGCUGGACUCCUACUCUUUGCCCUUCUCAUUGGUAACAUGCAGACUUAUCUUCAAUCGCUUACUAUCCGGUUAGAAGAAAUGCGAGUCAAAAGACGCGAUUCAGAACAGUGGAUGCAUCACCGAAUGCUUCCACCAGAACUGCGAGAACGUGUCAGAAGAUAUGACCAGUACAAGUGGUUAGAGACGCGUGGAGUUGAUGAAGAGAACAUUGUCUCCAACCUCCCAAAGGAUCUAAGAAGAGACAUCAAACGUCAUCUCUGUCUAGCCUUAGUCCGAAGAGUUCCAUUGUUUGAAAACAUGGAUGAGAGGCUGCUAGAUGCAAUCUGCAUGAGGCUCAAGCCGUGUCUAUACACUGAGAAGUCUUUCUUGGUGCGUGAGGGAGAUCCUGUGAACGAGAUGCUCUUCAUAAUCCGUGGUCGGCUCGAGAGUGUCACCACUGACGGUGGGAGAAGCGGAUUCUACAACCGUAGUUUACUUAAAGAAGGAGACUUCUGCGGGGACGAGCUUUUGACAUGGGCGCUUGAUCCCAAAUCAGGCUCUAACUUACCGUCCUCGACGAGAACCGUCAAGGCCUUGACAGAAGUAGAAGCCUUCGCUUUGAUAGCUGAUGAGCUUAAGUUUGUGGCCAGCCAGUUCAGGAGGUUACAUAGCAGACAAGUGCAGCACACUUUUAGAUUCUAUUCACAGCAGUGGAGGACUUGGGCCGCUUGCUUUAUCCAAGCUGCGUGGAGACGGUACACAAAGAGGAAGAAACUUGAACAACUUAGAAAAGAAGAGGAAGAAGAGGAGGAGACUGCUGCGAGGCUUAUUGCAGGAGGUAGUCCUUAUAGCAUCAGAGCGACGUUCUUGGCUUCGAAGUUUGCUGCCAAUGCGCUUCGUAGUGUUCACAAGAACCGGAUUAGGAAGUCUAAUUUGGCACCACCAUCAACUAAAGAGCUGGUGAAGUUUCAGAAACCUCCAGAACCAGAUUUCUCUGCUGAUUGCUGAAGAAGAUCUUUGGCUUUAUAUUGAUACUAUUCUUCUUCUUUUUUUACUUGUACACAGUGUCUAAGUUAA
Brassica oleracea var. oleracea is the source of this 2467-nucleotide messenger RNA. Its product is annotated as probable cyclic nucleotide-gated ion channel 6. Gene Ontology annotation, biological process: potassium ion transport; transmembrane transport. The record is from RefSeq and is a predicted model, not a curated record. The transcript is spliced from 7 exons. Bases 161 to 2398 code for a protein of 745 amino acids. Gene Ontology annotation, cellular component: membrane. Gene Ontology annotation, molecular function: voltage-gated potassium channel activity; protein binding. Lineage: Eukaryota; Viridiplantae; Streptophyta; Magnoliopsida; Brassicales; Brassicaceae.